Messenger RNA from Toxorhynchites rutilus septentrionalis, 3527 nucleotides. RefSeq names its product neprilysin-2 (gene Nep2). The record is from RefSeq and is a predicted model, not a curated record. The transcript is spliced from 8 exons. Gene Ontology annotation, biological process: protein processing. NCBI's taxonomy places the organism in Eukaryota, Metazoa, Arthropoda, Insecta, Diptera, Culicidae. Gene Ontology annotation, cellular component: plasma membrane. The coding region runs from base 397 to 2712 and encodes 771 amino acids. Gene Ontology annotation, molecular function: metalloendopeptidase activity.
CUGUAUAAAACCGUGAAGCAACCAACGUGAAUGUUUAGUUCUUCCAUAGCCGACCCAGUAGACGGUCGAGCUUUAACUGUUGUUGACGCGUUUUUUCUGCCGACAAUUUUACUCGAAUCGUUCGUUGUUUUCGUUGCCGCGUUCUCACCGGUGAAGAAAGUUUACAGGAAAUACUGUUGAUAGAUGAUAAUGUAGUGAAAUGAAAGGAAGUAUGGACAUUAAAGUGAAGUAAAUAGGUGGCAUGAAAAUCAGUGUUGCAGAAGCCAUUCAAAAUUAUUUAUUCAAAACAUUGCAGAAAAAUAAAUUCGGAUUGCUUAUUCAUCAAAUCAGUGUAUUGAACAAUCGCCAGUAAAUAGUACUUCGGCUCCGUUGAGUUUCUCUUUUUGUUGCGCCGGAAUGACCAGUACAACUAUGCAAACAGUAAUCAAAAAUCCAGGCUGGUGGAGGCGACGAACGGCACUGGAGAAGGUUCUCACGCUCAUCAGUAUUGUGUGCGGCAUCGCUGUGGUCGCCCUGUUGAUCUCUCUUCUUUCAGUGUUGCUGAGUGAUCAAACGAAUGAAUCAGCCAGCGGUUCGUCGCAGUCACCACAGGCUCUAACCAGUUUUCGUCGUGGCAAAAACAUAAAAUUCGGCUCAAAUGACGCGAAAGGAAGUGACUUCCUCUGUCUUUCCCCAGGAUGCAUCCACUCGGCUUCCAAAGCGCUGGAACAGAUGGAUUCUAGCGUGGAACCGUGCGACGAUUUCUACAAUUAUGCAUGUGGCAAGUUUUUGAAGAACACCAAUAUUCCUGACGAGAAAGUUUCCGUUAACACGUUUUCGGUGAUCGGCGAUCGGCUGCAGGAGCAGUUGCGAUCGUUGGUGAGCGAGGAAAUAGGCGAAACCGAGGCGACACCGUUCAAGCUUGCCAAAAAUCUAUUCAAACUGUGUAUGAAUAAAACACGGAUCGAGGAGAAAGGCAUCAAACCGCUUCUCGACAUACUGGAAUCAUUGGGUGGUUGGCCCGUAUUAAAGGGUGACCAAUGGGACCAGGACUCUUCUUGGACAUGGGUGAAAUCUGUCGGCGAUUUCCGUCAGCAGGGGUAUAGCACGGAUUACUUCUUCGAUUUUUCCGUUGGAACCGAUUUGAAGAACUCAACUCGUAGAAUUAUUGAUACAGAUCAAGCUGCUCUAGGCAUAAGCCGUGAAUACCUAGUCAAGGGGAUGGACAGUCCAAUCGUGUCCGCCUAUUACAGCUAUAUGGUCGACAUGGCCGUUUUGCUAGGUGCCGAAGAGGAACGCGCCAAACGGGAACUUCUCGAUUCGCUCAACUUUGAAAUUGCUCUUGCCAACAUUUCGUUACCGAAUGAAAAACGUCGCAAUGCAACCGCUCUUUACAAUCCUAUGACCGUCAAAGAAUUCCAGCUGAAAUAUCCCUACACAGAUUGGGUUAAAUAUUUCAAUGUGAUUCUCAAGGAUACUGGAAUCGCAAUCGACGAGAACGAGGUUAUCAUUGUUAGUGUGCCCACUUUCAUGGAACAGUUGGGACCCCUUCUUCAGAACACACCGAAGAGAACCAUGGCGAAUUAUGUCAUGUGGCGCAUAAGUGGAUUCUCCUCAUUCUUCCUGACCGAGAAGCUGAGGAAACGGCAACUCCAGUACACCACAGCACUGAGCGGCAAGCAAGAACAAGAGCCGCGCUGGAAGGAAUGUGUUGAUAUUACCGCCGGAAGCUUACCAAUCUCAGUUGGAGCCCAAUAUAUUAGGAAAUAUUUCCAGGAGAAGUCUAAGCGAACUGCAUUGGACAUGGUUAACGACAUCAAGGCAGUGUUUGUAGACAUACUGAAGAAAGUUGAUUGGAUGGACGAAGUCACUCGCCAAUCGGCCCUAGAAAAAGUUGCUUCCAUGGUCACUCACAUUGGCUAUCCUGACGAGUUAAUGGAUGACAACAAAAUAGCUGAUUACUAUAAAGACUUACAGUUCAAGAAGGAAGACGAUUAUUUGACAACGAUUUUAUACAUGAAUCAGUUUGGAACAACGAAAGCCUUCAGAAAACUGCGAUUACCGGUGAAUAAAACUGACUGGAUUACCCACUCGAGGCCAGCUGUUGUGAACGCAUUCUACUCCUCAAUCGAGAACAGCAUUCAAUUCCCAGCCGGUAUCCUUCAGGGACAAUUUUUCUCAUACGAUCGACCAAAAUAUAUGAACUAUGGUGCAAUCGGAUUCGUUAUCGGACACGAAAUAACACAUGGAUUCGAUGACCAGGGCCGUCAAUUCGAUAAGAAUGGUAACCUUAUCGAAUGGUGGCAGCCAGAUACCAAGAAAGCAUACCUCGAGAAAGCCCGAUGCAUCAUUGAACAGUACGGAAACUACACUGAACCGAACGUAAAACUGAACCUGAAUGGCAUCAACACCCAGGGAGAGAACAUCGCGGACAACGGUGGCAUUAAGGAAGCAUACUAUGCGUACAAGAGAUGGAGCGAGAAAAAUGGACCAGAACCUCGCCUGCCUGGUUUAGAUAUGACACCGGAGCAGAUGUUUUGGCUAUCGGCCGCCCAGACUUGGUGUUCCGUCUACCGUCCGGAAACAAUGAAAAUGCGUAUCACCACCGGAGUUCACUCACCUGGACAGUUUCGAGUACUUGGUCCAAUGAGUAAUAUGAUCGAAUUUUCAAAAGAUUUCAAUUGUCCUACCGGAUCACCAAUGAAUCCCGUCCAAAAAUGUGAGGUGUGGUAGACUUCACGAGUGAAACUCACAUGAGUUCAUUCAUUAUCUCUUCUUCAUUUUUGCAACAAUGUCUGUAUUUUUAUCAAGCUAUUGGUGGCUAUGCAUCCAUUCAUGUAUCUGCCGUUAACACUUCCCUCUUGUCGCCGUUCUCAGCAAACGAACGUGAUAUAAUGGGAACUGUUCUGUUCUUGUUUUUGAAGGGACUUUAACCCAAAGGUCAUUCGUCCCUUAUAUAAUGGGAACUUCCUCAGUUAGUUCUUAUAUAAUUGGUCAAUGAUAGGGGAGGGUGUUCUUAAACCGACUACCUGAAUUGUGAAGGCCAUCAUGGAUUUAUAAUAUUUGUUUUAGUGGAUUCAGCAUUGAAUUGUAUAGUCCGGUUCACAAGUCUAUCCAUUAGGACCAUCCGCCCCUACUUAUAAUUUCGUGAACAGAAAUUGAAAUUGCGCCAUCAUUGUGAAAAAACACACACAAAUCGCUACAAAUAAUUUAUUCCAAUUUAUUGUAUCAAAUGCUUUUAAACAAAACGAUUCAAUCGCUAAAAAAACAAAACAAAAAGUGAAUUUCCUUGGUUGUUGGAAAUAUGUGUGUGAUAUUGAUAAUUUGUUGUUACAAACGUAUCAACGUACGUAGAUAAUUCAUAUGAAUCAAAGUUAACAAAAAAAAAAACACAAAAAUGUAGAAAACUGAUAUAAAUGGUCAGUUUAUCCUACAUCUGGAGCAGAUGACUUAAUGUUCUUGUUAUAACGUAGUCAAUAAAUACUUCAUUGUACUUUUUGUUAUAUUGUAAGGUAAUGAUUGUCUGAAAAUAAAAUGUUUUCUACUAA